AUGAAAAUUUCGGGCUCAGAAGAAACGUCAACAGCUUUACCAUUUGUAAGUAAUUCAAAUCCAUCAUCAACAUCUCUUGGUACUACUCUUCUAAAUGUCAACACACCAUCAUCUGGCUCAGCACCGAAAUCUAUAUUGAAAAAAAAAACGGAGUCUAGAAGCACAAACCCGUCUGAUACCCGAACAAAAGUUAACAACGGUGCCAAUGGAUGUACUACUGAUGAUAAUUUAAAUGCACCAAAAACUUUCAAAGAUAGAAAAAUAGAGACAUCAGCAAAUACAGACCCAGAUAUAAUACCAGAUACAAAAACGGAGCUACCAGCAGAUGUAGCUCAAUUUAUACCUGAAGGAUUUUUCGAUGAUCCAAAAUUAGAUGCAAAAGUCCGAAAUAUUCCAUAUAAAGACAAGAUGGAUGAGCAGAUGGAAUUGUUUCAAAAAGCAAUUAAGGAAGAAGCAAUGGUUUCGGAAAGCAUAAUUGAGGAAGAUGACGAGGAAAGAGAUGAGCAGCGUCUUUUGGAUGAAAUCGAUGAACAGAUGAUCAUGUGGUCGAAAGUUGAAUAUUUAGCAAAAUCCAAGCAGCCGCAAUAUUCUAUAAUAAGUAGAUAUACGAUUGUAACUUUUGACUCGAACGAUAAAAAAAUUACCCUCCAACUUUCCUCCGGAAUUAAGCUCUUUGUUCGACCGUUGACAAAGUUCUACUUCCAGUCAAAGGCUGCUGUAGGUAAUUCUUGUAGUAAGCUUCUUUAG
Molecule: messenger RNA, 747 nt
Organism: Helobdella robusta
Lineage: Eukaryota; Metazoa; Annelida; Clitellata; Rhynchobdellida; Glossiphoniidae
Exons: 8
Coding region: 1-747 (248 amino acids)
Biological process (GO): mitotic DNA replication checkpoint signaling; mitotic DNA damage checkpoint signaling; nuclear DNA replication
Cellular component (GO): nucleus; spliceosomal complex
Molecular function (GO): nucleic acid binding; zinc ion binding
Source: RefSeq, a predicted model, not a curated record